UCUGUGCCAUUUCAAUGAAUAAUCUACUGCUCCGAAAGGAUUUGUGUCAUUGGAGUAAAGGAAUGCAGAUAAGAUAUAAUCUAUCACAUCUUGAACAGUGGUGUCGUGACAUGAGACUACAGUAUACUGAUGUGCCAACCACAUUACAGCCCAUAAUUCAGGCUGCCCACUUGCUACAGGCUUGUAAGCUGGAUGAAGAUGUUCAGCAUGUAUGCAAUAUGUGUGAUAAACUUUCAAUGUUGCAGAUAAUCAAAAUACUCAAUCUGUAUACAACCAUUGAUGAAUCUGAAGAAUGUGUUCCUGUCAGCUUUAUUUGUAGAAUACAGGCCAAGCUCCUGGAAAGAAGUGAACCUCAGAAACAGGCCACAUUGCUGAUGGACACAAAAUUCAUGUUCCCAGUAAGAUUUCCUUUUAAUCCAUCAAAAAUCAAGCUUGAAGAUAUAGAAGUACCAGAGGUGUUGAACCUACCAAUGCUGAAGAAAGUUUCAACUUGUGAGAGUAGUGUUCAUCAGGAAAACAGAAAUGUGCCCUACUACAAGGUUUACGUAGAUUUCCUUCUGGAGAUCUGAGUUCUGAAGUAAUAAAUGUAAAAAUUGUAAUGAGAUAUGUAUUUAAUGUUAAACAGUCAUCAGCAUCCUAUAAAUGUAAACUUCU
This is a messenger RNA of Schistocerca americana (American grasshopper), 654 nucleotides long. Its product is annotated as unconventional myosin-Va-like. The coding region runs from base 15 to 569 and encodes 184 amino acids. Lineage: Eukaryota; Metazoa; Arthropoda; Insecta; Orthoptera; Acrididae. The transcript has 4 exons. Gene Ontology annotation, molecular function: GTPase binding. The record is from RefSeq and is a predicted model, not a curated record.